CACGGUGAUAUCUGUCUUUUUCUCAACUUCGUUAUCCUUUCUCGCACAGAAGAAGAAGAAGAAUACUGAAUUCAGACUGGAGAUGGAGGAGAGAUCGACGGGAGCAAUCACGCCGGCGGCGAAUGAAGAACCGAAGCCGUUAAUCGUCAUUCCGCCAGGGGAAGCCGAUGGCACCGAUUCACCUGUCUCCGUGCAGGCUGAGACCGAUAAAGAUUUAUUGUGUCCAAUAUGCAUGCAAAUCAUCAAAGACGCUUUCCUCACAGCUUGUGGCCAUAGCUUUUGCUUCACCUGCAUCACCACGCAUCUUAACAAUAAGAACGACUGCCCUACCUGUGGACAUCACCUUACUAAUGCACAGCUCUUUCCUAAUUUUCUCCUUAACAAGCUGUUGAAAAAGAUCUCUUCUCGGCAAGUAUCUAAAAGUGCAAGGCUAGUAGACCAUUUUCAUCAGACACUGCAGCAGGGAUUUGAAGUGUCGGUAAAGGAGCUAGACAUUAUGUUGAAACUACUUGCGGAGAAAAGGCGAAAAAUGGCGCAAGAAGAAGCCAAGAGAACUACACAUGUCUUAAUGGACUUCUUGCAGUGUCUGAGGAAAAAGAAAGUUGCUCUGCUGAAUGAGAUACAGACAGAUCUCCAGUGUAUUAAAGAGGACAUAAAUUCAGUGGAGAGACAUAGAAUUGAGUUGUACAGGGCAAGGGACAGGUACACAGCACAGCGGAGGGUUGCUGAUGACCCUGCGAUUACAAAAUUUGGGUCAGCUUCCAUUAAUAGGAACACGGGCGUUCCUACGUCUAGUUCUCGUAAAGCACGAACAGGGACCGCCACAGGAGAUUUUCAAUACAUGAAAGAAGAUGUACAAGUUCAAGUAAGCCCUCUCUCUCCAGAGGGGAAGGAAAUUCCUGGUGGAUUGGAAUCAGAACAUAUGAAUCAGACAAGUUUGUCUGCUAUGAAGACAAAGCGUGUUCAUGCACAGUUCAAUGACCUAAAAGAGUGCUACCUGCAAAAACGACGACAAUUAACAAACCUUCCACCUAAGCAGGAAGAUACUGAUAAAAGCAUCGUAUGUAGAGAAGGAUAUAAUGCUGGACUGGCUGAUUUCCAGUCUGUGCUUAGGACUUUCACACAGUAUAGUCAACUGAAGGUCAUUGCUGAACUUCAGUAUGCAGAUCUCGUUUACCAUUCAACCAAUAUUAUUUCUAGCAUAGAGUUUGAUCUUGAUGAUGAGUUGUUUGCAAUUGCUGGAGUAUCCAAGUGUAUAAAAGUCUUUGACUAUUCAUCCGUUAUAAAUGAGCCUGCUGCUGUUCAUCGCCCAGUAGAGGAGAUGUCAACCAGAUCUAAGCUUAGUUGCUUGAGUUGGAAUAAGUUCACCAAGAAUAUUAUUGCUAGCAGUGACUAUGAAGGAAUUGUAACAGUUUGGGAUGUUACCCGAAGGCAGAGUGUGAUGGAGUAUGAAGAACAUGAGCAUCGAGUAUGGAGUGUUGACUUUUCACUCACGGAACCCACCAUGCUUGUGUCUGGCAGUGACGAUUGCAAGGUGAAGAUAUGGUGCAUGCAGCAAGAAACUAGUGUAAUAAACAUUGACAUGAAAGCAAAUAUUUGUUGUGUCAAGUACAAUCCCGCAUCCAGCUUUCAUGUUGCGGUUGGUUCUGCAGACCAUCUUAUCCACUACUAUGAUUUGAGAAAGACCACGCACCCACUUCUCGUAUUUAGUGGACAUAACAAAACAGUGUCAUACGUUAAAUUCCUGUCAAGUGAACAGCUUGCUUCGGCAUCUACUGACAGUACAUUACGAUUAUGGGAUGUCAAAGCAAAUAUGCCAGUUCAUACAACAUUUAAAGGCCAUAAAAACGAGAAAAAUUUUGUGGGUUUAUCUGCGAACAACGAAUUCCUAGCUUGUGGAAGCGAAUCAAAUGAGGUGUUUGUGUACCACAAAGAAAUUUCAAGCCCAGUGACACGGUAUAGUUUUGGAUCCUCUACUGGGGAAGGAAGUGAUGAAGACACUGCGACGAUGAGUUCAUACUUCAUUAGUGCGGUUUGCUGGAAGGGCAAUAGUUCGACUUUGUUAGCUGCGAAUAGUCAAGGGAUGAUUAAAAUGCUAGUACUUGCAGCCUGAGGUUGGUGAAGUUAUUGGAAAUGUGAAAAUAAAGAUCUCUAUUCUAGGGAGUAUAGUGAGUUAGUUAGUUAGUUGAUUCUCAUGACCUAAUACAAUGUUUGUAACCUUAAUCGGGCGUUUUAAACCAACUCGGCCCAACUUUAUAUAUCAUAAUGUCUUAUAUUAGAAAUAAGUAGUUUACUACCUA
This is a messenger RNA of Impatiens glandulifera, 2300 nucleotides long. RefSeq names its product E3 ubiquitin-protein ligase COP1-like. Bases 83 to 2113 code for a protein of 676 amino acids. The record is from RefSeq and is a predicted model, not a curated record. The transcript is spliced from 13 exons. Gene Ontology annotation, molecular function: protein binding; ubiquitin protein ligase activity. Lineage: Eukaryota; Viridiplantae; Streptophyta; Magnoliopsida; Ericales; Balsaminaceae. Gene Ontology annotation, biological process: proteasome-mediated ubiquitin-dependent protein catabolic process.